AUGGCGUGCUCGUUCGUAAUAUGGCAGCUUUUCGUCUACCUGAGUGUCGCUGAGUUGGUGAUGGCAAGGGGAAAAGUAAUCGACAUUUUCAAUGGAGGAAAAGGUGAUAUUCUACAGCUUCACAGAGCCACUAGAUCAAUCAAUAACGAAAAGUUGCACAACGCAAUCUUCAGUGACUCUCAUCGUAAAUGGAAUGUGAAGGACUCGAACGGAAACACCGUGAUACCGUACAUAAUCUCAGGAGCAUAUGAUGCCACCGAACUCAAUACAAUAAAAGAAGGGAUGAACCGAAUUGAAAGAAACACUUGUAUUCGCUUUCGACAGAGAAGCACUGAAGCGGAUUACAUCGACAUUCAGAAUGCGGUGGGCGAAGGGUGUUACACCAGUGUGGGUCGUCUGACAGGACGAAGUGUACUGAUGCUUGAAGCAAGCGAAGAUGGCACAUGCGUUGUAACUGAAAUCGUUCAACACGAGCUGCUGCACGUGAUCGGACUGUGGCACGAGCAUAUGAGAUACGACAGAGACAAAUACAUCAGAGUGAAUUACGGAAACAUUCUCCCAGGUCAAAGAUCGCAGUUCGAUAUAGUAUCCUCCGCACAGUCAACGCUGUAUAAUAUCCCUUACGACUAUAAAUCGGUAAUGCAUUACGGAAAGGCAGCGUUCGCUCGGCCAGGCACAGUAACCAUGGAAACGCUUGAUUCUAGAUAUACGAAUGUGAUUGGAACGCAAACUGACGCCUCCUCAAGCGACUAUCAAAAGGUUUGCAACAUCUACGGCUGCAAAGUGUGUAACAGUGGAAUCACAGAAACAAAUGAUGAGAAUGGAGAUAAAUGGAGACCCGAACCUGAACCUGAGACUGAGUCUGAGACUGAGCCUUCGACCGACAAAGAGUGUUCCGAUAAGUUGACGAAUGUUUGUCGAACAGUGAAACAACUGGGAGUUCUUGACUGCAGUUACGGCUAUGCCAAGAAGUUCUGUUGUGCUACUUGCAACGCCGGAGAAUCGGGCAGUCCUGAUCUGUACUAUAACGACCACUGA
Molecule: messenger RNA, 1038 nt
Organism: Angiostrongylus costaricensis
Lineage: Eukaryota; Metazoa; Nematoda; Chromadorea; Rhabditida; Metastrongylidae
Source: the annotation of a GenBank genome assembly